Symbiodinium natans is the source of this 582-nucleotide messenger RNA. Lineage: Eukaryota; Dinophyceae; Suessiales; Symbiodiniaceae. The record is from the annotation of a GenBank genome assembly.
AUGGUGAUCAUCUCUUUAGGCGAGGACCUCCCGUACGAGGUCCCGCGGUCGAAAGGCCCGGACAAGACUGGCCCUCCGGACGAGGAGUCGAAAGGGCGUGAGGUCACCCGUGGCCACGAGGUGCAGCAGGCGGUCAGACCGCACGAACCGCAAGAGCGUCCUGCCAAGGCAGCGGUUAAGGCGGAGGUCAAGCCGAGUGCCUCCAAGCGAGCUGGCUCCGCAAAGAAGGAUGGGGCGAAGGCAAAGGAAGGCAAGGAGGCCAGGCCUCCCGAGGCCAAGUCAGAGGCCAAGCAGAAGAAAGCCAAGGACGGAAAAGAGAACAAGGAGGUUCUGCAGCUUGGAAAGCUGGAUGACUUGCAGCUGGAGGUGCGCCGGGCAGGUGGCGAACCUGUCGACACUGGCGUCAAGCAGCUUCGUGCUGCCCUCUUUGAGCUCACGACAGCCUUCCAAGCUGGCAACAAAGCCGCUGCUUUCCAGGCCUUGGGGCAGCUGGCGGGCAAUCCGCAGGGUCGCCCGGCAGCAAGUGCAUCCAUCGAAACGCACAUGACGCCUACAAAGCUUGCAGACGCUGCCUGGAUUUAA